Molecule: messenger RNA, 588 nt
Organism: Rotaria sordida
Lineage: Eukaryota; Metazoa; Rotifera; Eurotatoria; Philodinida; Philodinidae
Source: the annotation of a GenBank genome assembly
UACCUAUAUAAUACUCUCAUACACAUACAAUCGUCAUUCUCUAUUUAUUUUUCUUUUUUUUUUUCUCUUAUGUCUUUCUGUAUUGCUCUUAUUGUGAAUUUUUGUAUUUAUUCUGAUGAUGACAAAAGAAUAUUGUCGAAAUAUCAAUAAAUAAAUACUAUAUGAUUAGUUAAAUCAUAAUGUUCGUUGCAGUUCUACACUUCAUUUUCUCUAUUAUUAGAAUUGUUUUAUUCAAUACAAUUUCAUUCAAUACUUAUUUUACCUUUCAUUUCAUUACAAUUACGUAGUAGUCAAUCUUAUGAAAGAUUUAUUUUAGAAAAUCGUUUAAAUUAUACUUAUGAAGAUAGAAAUGAUUUACCUAUUCUUAAUUGGAAAUAUUUAACACAAACAUUAAGACCAAAUAAACAUGAAAUUUCUAUUUUUCAUUGGAAAAAUGAACAAGAAAGAAAAGCAAAACCAGCCAAAAUAGCUGCUAAUAAAAUGACAGGACCUAUUUUUGGCGAUAAACCAAAGAAAACACCUAAUCAUGGUGAUAAAGUACAAAUUCAAUGUAAAGUAACGGGUUCACUAGCACUUGAAAUUACAUGA